AUGGGACUACAAGAGCAGCAAAAGGUUGCGGACGAAACAAUCACGAAGGCAUCUCCAGAGCUGCGGGAUAUAAAUUGGGAUCUACACUCGCAUCCCGAGGUUUUAUUUCAAGAGCACCAUGCACACAAGGUGUUGACUAAUUUCCUGGAGGAGCGAGGGUUUAAAGUCGAUCGCAGUGCCUUUGGGCUCGAGACAGCCUUCAGAGCCUCGUAUGGACCCGAGGGGGCUCGUGCCGUGGCAAUCAACCUUGAAUAUGACGCCUUAGAGCAGAUUGGGCACGCUUGUGGUCAUAACCUGAUCGCUACGGCAGGACUGGCAGCUGCCAUCGGGACGGCCGAGGCUAUCAAACAGGGCAAAAUCAAUGGACGUGUCGUCGCCAUCGGCACACCCGCAGAGGAGGGAGGCGGAGGGAAGAUCAAAAUGAUUCGUGCCGGAGCGUACGAUGACAUCUUCUGCUGUGUAAUGGUCCAUCCCGCGAAGAAGGACAACGCAUACGUGACUUCGAUGUGCGGGUCCGAACUAACCAUCGAAUAUAUCGGCAAACCCGCGCACGCAAUGGCGGCGCCGUGGGACGGCAUCAACGCCCUUGAUGCCGUGACUCUGCUACAGACCAGUAUCGGGCUGCUCCGACAGCAGAUUAUGCCCUCGGAUCGCAUCCGGGGCGUCGUGCUCCAGGCUGGACAGCGCUCUGGGGUGAUCCCGGCUUAUGCCAAAGCACGUUACUGCGUACGGUCCGCUAGCCUGGAGAGAUACAGUGUCCUGAAGCAGAAGUUCAUCAAUUGCCUGGAAGCCGCGGCACUUGCGACGGGCUGCGAGCUGAAGACGGACUGGCUUCCUGCGUACUGGGACAUUCGGACCAAUGAAGCGCUUGCAGCCAAGUUUGUCGAGCACAUGGAGCGGCAAGGCGUGUCGUUUCGCUCCGCGUACGAGCAGAAGAUGGACCAGGAUUGCUUCAGCACCGACAUGGGCAACGUCACCUACGUCGUUCCCAGUAUCCAUCCCACGUUCGAGAUCAUAAGCCCAGGAGGCACGAUACACACAGCCCACUUUGCGGCUGCGGCACGGGCUCAAGACGCGCAUGAUCGAACGCUGAGGUGUGGCAGGGCUAUGGCUUCAACAGCGCUGCAAGUGCUGAUGGACGAUGACUUUGCCGCAGCAGUAAGGCGUCAGUUUGAUGCUGAGGACUGGUCAAUUGCUGCCGAUCCAGCCCUGGCUUAG
Molecule: messenger RNA, 1218 nt
Organism: Exophiala spinifera
Lineage: Eukaryota; Fungi; Ascomycota; Eurotiomycetes; Chaetothyriales; Herpotrichiellaceae
Exons: 6
Coding region: 1-1218 (405 amino acids)
Molecular function (GO): dipeptidase activity
Source: RefSeq, a predicted model, not a curated record